This is a messenger RNA of Ectocarpus sp. CCAP 1310/34, 1384 nucleotides long. The record is from the annotation of a GenBank genome assembly. Lineage: Eukaryota; Phaeophyceae; Ectocarpales; Ectocarpaceae.
AUGGGUCGCCCAAAGGGUAAGCGCAAGCUGCCAAGGAACGCCGACGGCACGAUUCGGAAGGCCCCUUCGCCCCCUGCGGACCCUGCUGUAGGCAACGACUCUCCUCCCUCUUCCGACCAUGAAGGCGCCAAUAUUUCUCCCAUGCACACCAACGACCACGACGACGACUGGCGCGAUGAGGAUGCGGGUGGCGAGCCAGGUCGCGGGCAGGCGAAACUGCCGUUCGGUUCUGCGGUUCGCUCUGCAGCGAGCGCUGCGGUGUCUGCAGCAGCUCGCACAGCAAUGGCGGUGGCGCCCGAAGUCGCGCCGCCUGCGCGAAAAAACGCGGUGCAACCUCUCCACCGGUCGACGCAGCAUCGCCACAGGCGAGCGCGGUGGAGCAAGGAGGACGCCGGGAUGGCGGGGAGCUUGGCAACAUGGCUGGAGCCCCCAGCUCAGCAGCAGGAAGGGCAGCAUGGUUCGCCUCAAAUUAUGGAGACGGAAGGUGCGGUGGAGAUGGAUGUUGAGGUGGGAGACGUUGGUGCGGACAGCAGUGAUCAUGAUGCCGAGCAGAUCUGCAGCCCGCAAGAAGAACAUGACCGCACCAGCCGUGGCAACAGCAGCGAGAGCGAGACCGACAUGCUGGUAUGUUCGGGUGUUGGUGUUCCGCUGGAAGAUUGGUUUGGUGAGGAUGACCAGGCUAGAGCUGCAGAGCUUCUUUAUUCCAGCGGCGAGGACAGCUUUAUCGACGCACUAGACGCAAGCCGCGACCGCUCUCGCGGCCCCGGCGAACUUGACGGAGAGAGCGGCGACAAGGCUGAUGAUGAUGUUCAGCCUCAGGACACCGGCGAAGCAGAAGCUGUGGGAGACACCGGCGAAACAGCAGCUGUGGGAGGAGCCGGGCACGCAGCCUCUAGCGGUACAAGUGGUGAGACCGUCCGAAAAAGUUCGAGGACGAACCUUUUCGACGGGCUGUACGCCGACCCCGCCCGCGCACGAGACGGGGCACGCGGCCGAUGCAGUGGGCCUGGGCGAGGAACACGGGUGGCGUCGGGGGAUGGAGCCAAGGGGAGGUUUGCGGGGUUGAACAAAAAACGAUUGAAGCACAGAAGGCGCGAGGAGAGGAAGAAGACACCGGAACAACGAGCGUGAGAGCGAGAAGCGCGAGAGCGAUCGCGAGAGCGAACGCGAGAGCGAGCACUCAAAGCGCAGAGAAGGCGGGAGAACACGCCGCGAGAGAAGGAGCUCUUGGACAUCUACCAGAAAGUGGUGGACGCUAUCGACAAGGCGGAGCAGUCCAACAGCUACAGCGGUAUUGUGGAGGACCCGACGGAAAUGCUGACGGAAUCUCGUCUCCCGUCCAUCAUGCGUACCGCCUUGGCGAUUCGGGCGUACGCUGUCCUCG